Molecule: messenger RNA, 1612 nt
Organism: Klebsormidium nitens
Lineage: Eukaryota; Viridiplantae; Streptophyta; Klebsormidiophyceae; Klebsormidiales; Klebsormidiaceae
Source: the annotation of a GenBank genome assembly
AUGUGGCCAAUGUCAAUCACGAGAGAGACAGCCAAAAGCGUUGGGUGGUCAAAUCUAAGUGUACCCUCCAGUUCAUGGCCAGUCCUUGAUCAAUAUCUGCUGCAAGAGCUGAUUCAGCCCCUGCUGUAUGGGCUGCUUGCAUUCUCCAGCUUGGCAGUUUCAAUAGGAACAUCGGGCGAGGUCUCCGCAGUACUGUCCAAACUCUCAGGACUUGCUGGGGCAAGAGCCGCUGCCAUGGUACUUAUCCUCAGGAUUCCGCACUUCCUUGCCUUGGCUCUUCCAAUGGCAUCCUUGCUGGCGCCUUUACUAGCUUUCGGAAGGCUUGGAGCAAGCAGCGAAAUAGUAGCACUGCAAUCGAGUGGCGUGAAAACCAUACGGAUGGUUGUGCCAGCGGCCCUCCUCUUCCUUGGAGUCACACUUGUUAACCUCCUCCUUUCUGAAGGAGUGGCGCCGUUUGCGAAUGCGAGGUCCACGCUCCUUGUCGAGACCCCCUCCGACGUCCGGUUCGUUCAUCGCAAAGCACGCUCUACGCCUCUCGUGGCGUCCAGGCACCCCAUCGUGUAUCCUGAGUUCCACAAGGACGGCGGCCUCGCCCGCCUCUUCUUUGCCCGCCGAUUCGAUAGCUCCCGCAUGCUGGACGUUACUCUUGUCGAGAUGCAACCAAGUCCUGAGCCCGAAACCACAACCAGCGACCCUGCCCAGCUGUCCUUCGCAAGUGGGACCGUCCACAGUCCUCCUGAUCAGAGUGCACGCAGCAGUGUGGAGAAGACGGAGCUAUCGAAAGGUAACAAGGCCCAAAGAGUGUCGAGAGCAGUCUUAGCGAAGGCUGCUCGGUGGCAGGGAGACGGUCGCGGCUGGAUCUUUCUUGAAGGGGCGGAAUACUGCUAUGACGGAGAUCGAGUGAGUGGCCCCAGUAACAGCGCCCCAACGUUACCCAAGUUACUACAUGAGCAACGUUCCCUUCAAGAGCUCCACACAUUUCAGCAAAAAGCCGUAUUUGACCUAGCCCACACGCCCAUUGACCUCGCCCAAGCCGCCGGCCGCAACUUCGACGACAUGUCGCUCGCUCAGGUGACGUCCCUCCAGAAGAUGUUCGAGAGCAGUAGGAACGUCAAAGAAAGCCGGAAAAUGAAGCUCAAGAUGCAUCAGCGGCUUGCCCUGCCCUUUGCGUGCUUCGUCUUCGGCGUCUUGGGCUCGCUCGUCAGUCUGCGGCUCCCGAGCGAUCAAAAGCGGGUGGGAUUCGCCCUGACUCUCGCCAUCGUCUUCGGGUACUAUGCCAUGUCUGUGACCGGCUCCGUUCUGGCACAGUUGGUGGUCGUUCCCCCGCUAGUGGGAGCCUGGCUCCCAAAUCUUUUUGGUGCGGCAAGUGCUGUUUCCUUGUUCCUUGAGCGCGAAUAAGCGACGUCCGUUCCAGUUGCUCGUUCUCUUUUGGACUCAUUCUUCUGCAUCGGCAAACAAGGAUGCUUUCCUCCAACCAAUGAAUGAGAAUGUCCAAUCACGGAGCGGUGAUAUGAAGCUGAGCAAUAGGCAACACUUUGAUUUUGCAAUUCAGUAACAUUCAGGAUGGGACGCACUGUGUAGCAAACGGCCUAUUUCAGAUAUCUUGGCAUGG